This is a messenger RNA of Plodia interpunctella (Indianmeal moth), 3102 nucleotides long. Its product is annotated as very long chain fatty acid elongase 7-like. Gene Ontology annotation, biological process: fatty acid elongation, monounsaturated fatty acid; sphingolipid biosynthetic process; fatty acid elongation, saturated fatty acid. The record is from RefSeq and is a predicted model, not a curated record. Bases 392 to 1483 code for a protein of 363 amino acids. Gene Ontology annotation, cellular component: endoplasmic reticulum membrane. The transcript has 9 exons. Gene Ontology annotation, molecular function: fatty acid elongase activity. Lineage: Eukaryota; Metazoa; Arthropoda; Insecta; Lepidoptera; Pyralidae.
CAGCAGGCUCGAGCUCAGCGGCUCUCAGUAGUAAUUCAGACACCGUGACUGGCUGCUGCUCAGCGCUGCAACCUUUCGACAACCCUGCGCGAGGUCUUUCUACAGGACCUUGGGCGCGAUGUGGCUAAGCGUGCUGGUAUAUCUGGUGUACUUCUGCAUGUAUACUGUAUUGCUGACCAUCGUCGGGCUCUGGUGCUUCGAAGAGUGCGGCUUGACUGACGAAGAAGAGUACGAGUUCUAUAGCAGACAGCGGAUGGCUUUUUGAUUCGGUGACAGCUUGCAGAAAGCAAAUUGUUGCUGAAAACGCAGUGACUUUAGUACUAACGUACGUUAGUAGUGACAAGUGUCAGUGUUUAGUGUUAGACUAUAGUGUUAGUGCCACAGACUCAAAAUGUCGGGUUUCGUGAGACUAGCGAUCGACGACAUCUACUCGUCCAACAACUGGACCACAAUCAUAAACAAAUACUGGAUGAUGGCAGAAAAAUAUUCAGAUCCCAGAGUGCAAGGAUGGUUUCUAUUCGACACACCACUUGCCACCUUAGCAAUGGUAAUCGUCUACCUCGCCUGCGUCCUCAUUGUCGGCCCUAUAUGGAUGUCAAACAGAAAGCCGUACAAAAUACAGAAUGUUCUCAUAUGGUACAACGCGGGCCAAGUCUUACUAUCUUCCUAUAUGUUUUAUGAGCACCUCGCGUCAGGAUGGUGGGGCGACUAUAGCCUAUCAUGUCAGCCUGUCGACUACAGUCAUAGUGAAAAAGCGCAAAGGAUGUUACAUUUAUGCUGGGUGUAUUACUUCUCCAAACUAUCAGAGUUCGCCGACACGAUAUUCUUCGUACUGAGGAAGAAGAAGAGUCAAAUCACGUGGCUCCAUCUGUACCAUCAUUCCCUAACGCCGUUCGAGGCUUGGCUGCUGGUUAAAUUCAUUGCUGGUGGUCACGGAACCUUCUCAAACAUCGUGAACAACCUGGUUCACGUCGUCAUGUACGGAUACUACAUGGUGGCCGCCAUGGGGCCGCAGUACCAGAAGUAUCUCUGGUGGAAGAAACAUCUCACUCACAUUCAACUAGCUCAGUUCUUCAUGGUGUUGUUCCAUUCGAUCAGCGCUCUCAUCUACGACUGCGGUUAUCCUAAAAUAAUUGCAUCCGGCCUCAUUCUCCAUUCCUCGAUCUUCAUCGUUUUAUUCAUGAACUUCUACAUGCACGCGUACAAAGCCGAGGCCAAGAGGGCAUUAAAACCAUCAGAAGACGCAGUCAACAACAAUUUGGACGACAGCCAUAAUCAAUGCAAUGGAGUGACCAACGGUAAAGUCCAUAUGAACGGUCGUGCUAAUGGUCAAGUUUACUCCAACGGAGAAGCCAAUGGAAUCACAAAGGCAAGCAUAGGAGUCAACGGCAUUACUAAAACCUCCAUCGAAACUAACGGCCACCUCAUGAACGGCUAUACGAAUGGACAUAUACCAGUCACCGACAAAGAAAAAGUCCAAUAGUUCUGGAAUUAAUCAUUAGUUUAUUUGUAAAUUUAUACAAAUGUUAACAAUUGUAUUGGUAGUCGAACUACCAAAACCGAUAUUGUUGCUCUUAAUCGAAAGUCUUUAUGAUAUAAAUAAUCAAAUAUACCAGUGUAUCCAUUAUAAGCAUAUAAUUUAUAAAGUCUACACAUAAAUAUGUAAAUAAGUAAUUCAGUACCAUACUUUCUCUUCAUAGCGAAGUCACAAAAUUAAUCUGUUUUAUUUUUGUUAACAGUUCAGUGUUAAACUACCUCAUAAACGACUUUCUUGUCUACUUUUUAAGUUUUAGGCCCAGCUUACACCAAUGAAAGCAAUUUGUUUUUUAAAUCAUUAGUGGUUAUUGGUUUAAUGUGAAUAUGAAAAAAAUAUAUCUUAUUAUGAAUUUAAUAAUGUUAAGGUGACAAAUCUUCUUUGUUGGUGUGAACGCGGUUUUUUCUUCUUCCGUCCAAUGAGCUUUAUUUAGGCGUAGAGAGAGGCAGAUUUACGCCUAGGCAUCAAACGCACGCUCAGUUUUUGCCGGCGGCGUAAAUCCAUCUCAUGAGCUUUACGGCCGGGCGUAAACUGGUUAUAAAAGUUUUUGCCCACCGUAAACCAUAUGGAUGUAGAUGUAUAAUAUAAAAUAAUUGUAAAUACAUAAUAAAUUAUUUUUUUGCAUUAUCUUAAAUGGACGCUUCUUUUGUAACAAUGCACAGAACUCUAUAGCGAUUGUGAUACGCGUGUUCUCAAAUUUAAACUGAAUUUCCUGAUUGGUGAAUCACUUAGUGAUAUAGAAUUUGCUCAACGACAAAUGUAAAUAGUGUAGCUAGAAUUUGAUUGUGAUCUAUAUUAUUGUCUGUUGUUAAGUUGUUGAUUUCUUAUUGUAAAUAAUUGGAAAUUGUAGACACUUUGUGUAUGAAUACUUUAAGCAUGUAAAUCUUCAUUCAAUAUAUUUUUUCUGUUUGGUAGAUGCGAUUGUUAUAGGAAAUGAAAUUUGUCAAUGCAAAAUAAAAGAUUCAUUCAGUAUUAUUUACUGUAAGACAACAAAAGUUAGUCACUGCAUGUAAAGUUCAAAUAAAUCAUCACCUACGAUAUAUCGUGGAUAUAUCCUACAAAGUUUGGGACGAUGUAUGUGAGUGUGUACGUUUGUUACUCUUUCACACAAAAGCUACUGGACGGAUUAUUAUGAAAAUUGGUACACGGGUAGAAUAUAACCUGGAAUAACAUACACAGGGUACUUUUUAUCCCGAAAUUGCCACGGGAGCGAAGCCUAGGGGCGCAGCUAGUUAUUCAUAAAUUGCAGCUAAUUGUUAAAUAUCAAAGUGUCAUAGUUACGUGUUAAGUAAUCCAACAACUUUUCAUUUGAAUUUAUAUAGCUUCACAUAAAUAUAUCGUAGCUCCGUGUGUAAAACGGGGUUUAUAUGCCAAUGUUUUGUAAACAUACCAGUCAGUUUAGGAAAAUUAUAUUUUCAACAGUGUAAAAUAGAUUAUUAGUUAAUGUAAGAUAUAUGAUAUGAAUUAUGUAGACUUUUUAUACUUGUACUGGCAAAAAUAUUCGAUUAAAAUAAAAAUUUAUGUUUUAUAAUGACAUUAAAAUUUGAUAUUAAAAGGGAUGUAAGUUU